This is a messenger RNA of Haliotis rufescens (red abalone), 10922 nucleotides long. RefSeq lists its product as uncharacterized. Bases 572 to 4714 code for a protein of 1380 amino acids. Lineage: Eukaryota; Metazoa; Mollusca; Gastropoda; Lepetellida; Haliotidae. The transcript has 3 exons. The record is from RefSeq and is a predicted model, not a curated record.
UUUAAAUUUUCUUAUUGAUCAUUGAAUGUUUUCCAUAUAUUCUAAAGAGAAAAACACACUUCAUUGUCCGUGCUCUAGUCCGUUUUAAAAUUUUAAUUCAGCUCUCAAUUUGCCCUUGAGUACAGCGCAAUUAUGAUGAUAUUAGCCAAACGUCAGCAUAGAAUUAUGGAAGCCAUUUUGUUUUAUAAGAUCUUCAACACUGAGACUAUGAAAUAUAUUCAUCUUUGGUUGGCAUUUGGAAGGAAGUUGGAGGCAGGAGAGUCAAUAUUUUCAACUUAUUGAAGGGCGCAGAGCGGAGUUUCGACUCGCUCAAGACACGAACAGUGCCCAUCACUGACUGAUCAGCCAUCAGACAACAAAAACAUCAAGAACUGAAGAUUGCAAGGUGGCAACAUAUUCCUAAUGAGAAGGUUGCAAGAUUCAGUUGAGCUAUAGCCAGCCUGGAUGACAAGAAAAUGAAAGGCUCGUCAUUCUCAAGGAGGUGAUGAACAUUCGGGCUAGCCAUAGACUUUGAUGUUUGAGUGAAGGAACAUUUCUUGACUGUCUGGGAGAACACAUCACAACAGUUAACAUGGACAUGUCCAAAUCCAGUCGUCGGAAGCAGACAAAACCAAUACGGGUAUAUGAGGGUGAGGAGGCGGUAGGCUCAGAUCAGACUCCGCCCACUCAAGGAGCGCCAGAGAACUUCACAAAUGGAAGUUCACAAGUGAAGGAAAAUGGUCCAGAACAGACUGAAGACAUGCCUGUUGACCUUCAUGUGGCAAUAAUAACAUGUACUAAAUGCCCUGAAACUUUUCCUUCAAAGGAGCAUUUCAUGAACCAUCUGAAUGUUGUUCAUGCAUCUGCUAAGGAGCCCAAGAUUGAUACUGAGUCAAUGAUGUACAACUAUCCUACAGCAUAUCAUCGUCUUGGCAGUGAACUCCAGCUGGAGAACAAGAUCAUUGCCAAUGGGCAUGCUGAAGGUGAAAGUGAAAACAUACCUCCAGAAACUCAAAAUAUUCCUGAAGUCAAAGCAGAUGCUGAACAAAAGGACUUAAAUGGUGAUCACAUGGGUGUGGUCAAAGAUGGUAACAGAAUUUUUCAUCCUGAUGCUUAUUGUGAAUUGUGUGAUAGAGAGUUUUGCAACAAGUAUUUCUUAAAGACCCACAAAGCCAACAAACAUGGUAUUUAUGAAAAUGCUCCAUCACCAUUUUCAAUGACUCCAGGGCAAACAAAUAUGAUCUUGCCACCACAAGAGCCUGUCCUACCCUCACCCUACAAACAUGAGCCUGCCCCAACACCUUCACAACCAUUACCUCCAAAGAAAGAAGCUGUGGCUGCAGUUCCUAAAUCCUUCAAGCUUGAUGCCACAGCAGUCAAGGUGGAUACAACAAGCCUCACCUCCUCCAAGCCAGCAGCAAGUGAGAUCAAGCCAGUCACCAGUGGCUCCUCAACUCAGCCAGAUAUGGAGGACUAUUGUGAAAUUUGUCAAAAGCAUUUUUGCAACAAAUACUACCUCAAGAAACAUAAGCAAGAUGUACAUGGUAUUGUGCCUGAAAACUCACCCUCUUCAUCUGGUAAACGUAGUCGUGCUGCUUUUGAUAUUCCCAUUACGGCUACUGUCACCUCAUCCCCAAUGAUCUUACCUCAGACUAUGGCCAACAUGGCAGGUCUACCAAAUAUGCCUAACAUGCCUGGUGUGAUGGUCCUCAACCCCUUUAUGCCGCCCGUCGCUAUCAUCCCUGCCCAAUCCUUGCUUCCCCAGCAACAAGUGCAUCCCCAACCCCAUUCUGUCGUCUCCCAGCCACUGCCUGUGUCUCUUCCUGCCCUUCCUCACUCGGACCAAGUGCCAGUAUCACUGCAGUCUUCAAUGUCAUAUUCACCAAUGUCCUCAGCAGUGUCCCUUACAGCUACCUUGGGAAAACCAACUCCUUCCAUACCUAAUGAUGCGCUCAGGAGUAUUGGGGUUCUGAAUGCUGAGGCUUACUGUGAACAGUGUCGAAAAGAGUUCUGCAACAAGUACUUUUUGAAAAUCCACAUGGCUAACAAACAUGGAGUUUUCAGUGAUGACAUGAUUCCACCGCCAUAUGGAAAGUCGAUGGAUGCCCUUGAGAACUCAAUGCUAUCUCCAGUGAAGAUACCAAAAGAAGUGAAGCAAGAGCCAGGAUCUCAGAUAAGCCCACCAGGUACAGCAGGCGGGGACUCCUAUGUUACUUUCUGUAACCUGUGUAACAAGGAGUUUUCCAGUAAAUAUUCAUACAAAAUUCACCGGAUGAAUGUUCAUGGAAUGUUGAACGAAUGCCUGCAAGAACCAUCACUUGCUGAUGGACCUGAGAUUCCCAUGUCAAAAAUCGAUAGCAUAGCCAUGAGUAGUUCAGAAGGUCUGCUAAAGGUGGCUGCCGAAGCACAAGCACAAGCACAAGCACAAGCCCAGCAAGCUUCUGCUGGAGCAAAAGAUAACAGUGCCACUACAAUAUUUGGCAACAUGAUAGCUGCAAAGUUGGCAGACAGGGUUGUGUGUGAUAUCUGCAACAAGGAGUUGUGCAAUAAGUACUUCCUAAAGGCCCACAAGCUUAGAAUCCAUGGUGUUGACUUAUCUCCUCAGGAAAAGGCUGCAGAAGCAGAGAGGGAAAAUCCUUAUGAUAGCCCUUAUUCUAAAUCAGGUUUAAGUAGUACACCCAAAUCAGAAGCUAAAGACCUCUCUGCAAUUACAGCUGAGAUGAUCACAGCAGAUAUCCUGCAAAGGUCUCAAGUCCGCAGCAAUGCCAGUAAGAAACUUGAUCUUAGCAACAUAGCUCCAAACUUGCCAUCAGAGAAACCAUCAAAUGAGGAACUUGUUAAACUUGGCAUUGAUCCUGAAGCUUACUGUGAAAUUUGUAAAAAGGAGUUCUGUAGCAAGUACUUCCUUAGAACACAUAGACUGAACAUUCAUGGCAUUCGUACUGAAAAAUCUGACCCUGACACAAGGGAAAAGGAGAGGUCUAAACAAUCAAAGAGUUCUCUUUUCAACCAAAUGAAUGGAUUUGGCCUAGGAGGUCUAGGUGUCCUGGGGGGCCUCGGAGGCCUUGGAGGCCUUGGAGGAUUUAUGGGGGGAAUGCAUGGUGGCCCCAAUGGUAUCUUCAGCUUUGCAGGAAAUGGAGGCCUUCUUGGUCCACAAGUGCCCAUUGGCACAGGAUCUCUUGGAGGACCAGGAAGCUUGUCCCCAAUGAUGCCAGAACUUGCUCGUCAUGAUCAGCAAAAUAGCAUGAGAAGUCAUAAUGGUGGAGUAAGUGGUGGGACUGGUGGUAGUAGUGCUGGGAGUGCAAGCAGUUCAAGCAGUGGUAGCGGCGGCAAGAGUAAAGAUGGAUUUCAGAAACACACCUGGCGCUGGAAGGAACCUGUCAAUUCUUCCAGAGUAGCAUGUGAAAUCUGUAACAAAGAACUCUGCAAUAAGUAUUUUCUGCGAACACACAAGCUUAACAAACAUGGGAUAAUACCAAGUGACAAGUCUCCUAGCAUGGGCAGCUCACCGGCCCCAUCGGAUUGUGAGACUGCCAGCAAUGCAUCCAGCCAGCCAGAUCAGGCCAUCUCGGACAGGGGGAAUCAGACUCCAGUUUCACAAAAUAGUAAGAUUGACAGUAUUUCUCCUCAUCCAUCACCAACUUUGGACAAGAGCUUUGAGAAGUCAGCAAAUCAACUUAAGGCUGAUCUCCUCAGAUUGAAGAAUGAAGAAGAGUUGAAUAAUCGCUACAUAAACAACCAGUACAGUGAAGUGUGCAAUCUCUGUGAUCGUCGUUUCAAAAGUUCCAGAUGGCUAAAGGCACAUAUCCUCAAAGAUCAUGCUGGUUGGCCGAUGAUGGAUAUGUUUGACCCGAAGACUUCUGGCCGCACUGGACUGCUGGAGACACCAGAUCCCAAGGCUUGUACAGUUUGUGGGUUGGUCUUUCCCAGUGAACUUUCGAUGCAGUUGCACCUUAUUCAAGAGCACAAUGCCCAGGUCACUCUGAAGACUGAGGAAUCACAACAAAAUGGCAAUGGGGAAUCUGGAACCCCUCCCUCAGAAUUCGGAUAUGGCCUUGGUUUCAGGAAACGGGUAUUCAGGGCAGAUAAGCAGAAGCUCUAUGCUUGUGUCCUGUGUGACUAUAAGACAAAGUGGUUGUCAAAUCUCACCUCUCAUGAGAUGAAGAUACACAACCUCAGUAAGAACAGCAAGUUGUGUCCUAAGUCAUUCCCAAGUGAACUUCUGCUUUCUCGGCAUGUUGAGCCCCAGCUUGACGAGCCUCUUGAUAUUUCUCGCUCAGGGAGUAAUAAGAAAAUACAAGAGAAGAGAUAUAAGUGCAGCAUCUGUGGCGACAAGUUUGAAUCACGCAUAGUAUGUAAUAGGCAUUUGAGAGAAGUUCACAUACGCAGAAAGAAAAACUUUGCCUCAAGAAACAUGCUUCACAGAUCCAGAUAUUCUUGCAGUCAGUGUUCGUAUUCCACUCGUUAUCCUCAGCAGCUCCAGCGCCAUCGAUCACGCUUUCAUGCAAGUCGCAGCACAGGAGGCCCUCUGCAGGAAUGGAAGGGGAACCUGGAGGAGGUCCAUGCAGAACCUAUCACCAAGAGUUACACUGCCUCUGCCCAAGUCCAAUGUUUUGAACUGGCUGUGAACACUCCAGAUAGCACCUUCCUCCCAUCACUCGCGCACAUGCCAGUUCGACAGCGUGUGUCAGAGCCAAUGGCUGUAACGUUUAUUCUUACGCCUGUCAACCCCUGACUGUUACCAUGCAUGUAGCCUUGAACUAUUGAGUGAAACUAUAUUGUUGAGUAAUCCUCAGGUACAUUGUGUGAUGUCUAGCUCCACACAUGCUGUGCGUGCAAUUAAUUUGUUUGUUUUUUUGGUUAUAUUUUUAUCAUUUCUCAUGGCCAUUGACUUCCAAACCAACCAAGAUACCAACAUGCAUGUGUGUGUGUUUGUGUGUGUGUGUAUAUAUCUAUAUCCAUAAAGUAUAUAUAUGAGUAUAUUUUCAGUUCUUUGAAAAGCAGGCAAAUAUUGGCAAAACCAUAAUUGAUGAGUAAGACAGUGCUCUCUCUCUUCCAACCAUAAUACAUUUCUCUCUGACAUAUGUAGUUUAUAUAUAUAUUUAAAACCUCAGAGAAUCUGCAUGUAGUGUAUAUUGUUAACACCUCUGUAUAACUAGUCAUAAGCUGGCAUUUACAAGUGUAAAUACCAUAUUUAUUCUAUAGGACUUUCACUGCAAAAGAGUGACACCAAGCUAUCAAUGCUUUACGCCAAGUCGCCUGCACAAUGGCCGACUUUUGCCCCACCAGUAGUGUUCAACAUUGCGGGCAACCAUAUAGUACUAUCUGUGAUUGAAAUGUGUUUUUGAUAAUGGAAUUUAAUCUUGAAGCAUUUAAGUGUUGUUUUGUGGAAACGUAGACAUACUUUGCGCGUGAAGGUGUUGCACAAGGGUGACAGUGGCAUCUAGCUGCGGUCUGCUGCAACACCUCAGGAACUAUUUUGUACAUAUUGUUGAAGUUGAUAUUUAUAAUAAUCCAUGGCAGUGAAUGUAUCCCUUGUGCAACAAUGUUUCCCCCGCUUACUGUAGUGUUGUGAAUAUAUAUAUAUAUAUAUAUAUAUAUUUAUGUGUUAAACGUCUCUUAUUUAUAUUGACCACCAAAUGAAUGAAACUUGAUGAAUAUGAUACAAUGAUGCUUAUGCUUUUGUGAGGAUCAAGAUAUGAGAUGUCUUGCAAUUGAUCCCAAUGAAAAAUAAAUGCACACACAUCAAAUGUUUAUAUGAAACAGAACAUUUACUCUGUAAUCGGCAAAGUGGAAAUUCAGAAAUUCUGUUCUUGUUUGAAACUGACGUUCCAGAUAAGCUUAGUUGAGUAGGUAGAACUCGGCAACUUUUGUCAGUGUUACCUGAUACAACAUUCCAAAGGCUAACAUUUGUCACUGAUGAUGAGGUGUAUUUUGAUGUGUGUGUAUUGUGAAGGAAGAGAGAGAAUACUGUUUCUACUAAGUUGUUUUAGCUUCUGGCAGCACAGAUGUGUUCUCUAGUAUCUCAGUAUUACUUGCCAAAGCCAUUUCAAGUUUUAUCCAUAGUCCAGCACACCUGCCCAAACAUUUAUAUUGGAACAUGGAUAAAAAGACAACUGCUUUGCUAGAUUUGCAUACAGUUUGGCAUUGCUUUGCUUGUGCGCAAAACAGAAUUCAGUGGUAACAAUGUCAAUUUGUGGUAUGUCAAAACCAUUUGCCAUUGUAUAGGAAAAAAGCUUAGAGACUGAAAAUAGCUGAUAUUGUCAGUGUUGAAAAUAUAUGACGUUAUUUAUGUUACGAAGUCUUGGACAAACGUGUUUCCAUGGUUUAUAGGGAUCCUGAUUCAGUAGCUGAUAGUAUAACAUGUUACAGAAAAGAUGUGUGUGCCAGUUAAUCCAUUUGUACAUGGAUGUAUUUGAAAGUCCUACCAUAUAAGCAUUUUAUGUUGUGGUGAUGCACAGCUAACGUUGGGCAAGACAUGAGCAAUAACUCAGAUUCUUUUACACAAGUGUUGUAAAUUAUAGAUAGUUCCAGAGAAGUCAGAUGUUUUUGAAAUAUUGUCAAUUUUUUAUUUAGUUAAGCUAACCCUUCUAUCAUCUACCUCGAGCAAGCCUUACUGUUUAUAAGAAUACUUGUAUACAGUUGAAUGAACAAAUCUAUUCGCCAUGUUGUUUAGGACCUGUAGAGUUUUAAUAGUGUGUUUAAUAUGUCUUUGUAAUGUUAACAAGCAAUCUAUUUUGACCAAGUCAACUUUAGAAUUCUUAACCAAAAAAAACAAACAAUGUUCAUGAAUACAUGAACAUUGAAUUAUUUUUUAACCCUUCUAAUCCCCAUAUUUCCUUGUUGUCAUGGGAACACUACCAAGAUUUAAGAUUAAUAUAAAAAUGUUCAAUAUCAGAAGAUUGCAUUGCUGUUCUUUUUACUGAGCUGUAAAUGUUAUUUUCAUUUGAUGUUCAUCCCUUGAAUGAAACUUGUUGAAGGCCACUGUGUUGGCCUGGGUUUGUUGUGUAUUUUAUUUCACAGCUUCUCCAGAUGUGUUUUUGGGUUUUGUGUGAUUCUCUAUAUAUGGCAUAUUGUGAUCUAAAUUAUGCGUGAGUUUGACGUGUGAGUGUGACAUUUGGAAUGUUGGAUUCUUUUAUUUUUUCAUUUAUUAAAUUUUAUGACAUUCUAUUUCGCGUGGGAUCACAGUAGUCCAGUCAGUACGGAUUUUCCCGCCUUCAGACAAACCUAUUUAUUAUUCCAUUUAAUUUUCCAUACAAGUAUUCCUCUACCCACAACUCCCCUGUCCACUCUCAUUUCAACUGUCAUUUGGCGUGCCCAUUAACUAUUUUUGAUAAGCACGUUUGUCUGCCUCCCAUAUCGCCAAAGUAAUCACAGGAAUCGCCUGCACUCGGAAAGUUUCCCUAAAUCGUUGAUUAUACUGCAUACCCACAUGUUGAUAUGUGUGUUGGACAGUUAGCUUAAUGCAUUGUGUUGUGUGAAUUCAAAUGGGGAGAUUUUUUUUGUUCACACCCCAAAGUUGAUCCUAUCCAUGUAGCACAAAACUUCUUUGGUACACAUUCUCUCUGAUAACUCUAGUCCUAUGUAUUUGUGCAGCUAUUUAUUUUUGACUACAGUCACUUGAUCAGUCUCUUGUGUUUAGGGAUGGGUUUUGAUUCCAGAAUAGAAAAUAAUGGAGUAAGCGUGUGCAUGAAAAUGUUGUUUGAAUAAGUAUCAUGAUAGAAAGCUACUCCUAAGAUCAUAUUGUUCAUGUUGAUCUCUCCAUGAAAAGACAAGAAACUACCACUUUGAUAUAUUUCAUGCCUUUGUUGUGAAGGAUGCUUGACUUUGUAAACUUUAUUGUCCUCCGCUUGUAUGUUUAUGUUUGAUGGGAAAGUCAAGAGACUGAUAUGGACUUUAAAUCUUCAAUAAUGUCUCUUUAAAUCCUGAAAAAGAACAGUGUAUCUCUUUGACGGUCAAAGCUUAUUUCCUAUGAGACGUCAAAUCAAAUUGAUUUUUUUCGUAUUUGAACCUAGAGGAUCAAAUAUCCAUUACGAAAGAAGUCAUUCCAAGGGAAUGCCCCAAAGAGAUGAUAUAUUUGUCAGCUGGGGGUAUUUUGGAAAAUCAAAACAGAUUAAGAAGAAAAAUGAUGCUUUCUAGGUGGAUCAAGUUGUCUCUCAUUAAGAGUUCCAGGAAAAUUUGACGUAAUUUUGAUAUGCAUUCCAACAUUUUGUCCCUCAUCAAAAGAUUUCUCACUUGCGUCAUUGUACGUAGAAAAUUGCUUUAUUCUGAAGAAAAGGGAAAGAAUGUGUUGUUAAUGUAAUUGAAUAGUAAUGAAGACUUAAGCUACCAGAUGGGCAUUUUUAUGGGAGUCUUGAAAUAAUCUUUAAAUUGAGUGCUGUUUGUGUUUCUAAGACAUUUUCUCUGGGGGAGGAAGAUACACAUUAUUGAUUUAUUAAAAGAAGGAAAUUGUGCAAUAUGUAUUUCUUCGAAAAAUGUCACAACCUGACUCGUAUAAAUGAAUAACUUUUGUAAUUCUAAAACUUAAUAGAAACUUUGGUUGUUUUUCAUGGGAAUAGCAGUAUUGCAGGUAGAUUAUACUUGUAGUUAAUGAGAAAGAAUCUAAAGACAUUAAAUAACUUGUUAUCAGUAUAGAGUUUAGCAAAGAUAAAUUGUGUUCGAGAUGAAUAUGAAAGUAGAUUGUGUCCUUGGUGUGUCCAGCAUCUCCAGCUAGUGAUAUCUCUAAAUACUGUAUUCCAAUGUUACUGUUGAUUAUUUGUACCAGAGAAGUUUGUGAAGGAGAAUGUCCUAUGUGCAGCCAUACUGCAUUGUAGGUGUCUUGUCCUGUCUUCAUGUCCUGUACAAAAAUAUGGGAUUUGAAAUUGACUGUUUUAUUCAUUAAUUGAGUACAGAUAUACUUUCAGAAAAAGAGAUGAUCUUGUUUUUGAAAGUUUUAUUGGAAAAUCUUGUCUAGUCUUUCCUGGCAUGUGUUUGCCAGUCGACCAAAGCAUCCCAAUUAACAGUGAAAUACCUCAUACUGUCGUAUAUCGUGUCAACUUACACGUACCAUUAUAUGUUUGCUGUAAGUGUACAUUUAAAGACUGCCUUUGUUAAAGUUGUUUGUCAACCUGUACAUACCCAAGGUAUUAGCUUUUACUUUCAGAUGACUUAUUAGUGCAUAAUAUUAAAUAGAUAAAUGGAAUAUGCUAGCAACAUAGCAUUGUUCACCUUCAUGCAGCCCUCAAAUGUCAGCUUGGUAGGCCAAGGUCCAAGCUCACCACCUUACCCUGUUUUAUUCAAUGCACGGCCAGUUAUUUGGUUUGUUUGUUUGUUUGUUUUGUUACAAUUUAUGUACCUAUCCCCCUUUGUUCUCUCAUCUCAGGUCCUCAGUACUUUUCAAACUCCACCCUAGUUUGAGUUGAGCUGUUAUUUAUAAUACUCCCAGAAUUCUUUGUCCACUUCAUAAGGACAUGUUUUGCCAUCUUACUUCUCAACAAAAUAAUAAAACCUAACUUCUUAUUCCAUUUCUUUGGCUUUUGUUUCUAGAUGUUACCUGUGUGUUGCCUUGAUGUAUGGUCCUUGUCACUCUCCCUCCUUAGUUUAGCCAGUCCCAAGUGACUUUCCUAUUCUGUGAUGUUUGUCUGCCGACCUAACCAACCCAAGAAUACCUCAUUUUUGUUAAAUAAUCACAUAAUUACACCUGCACAGUUUGAGGGCUGCAUGGCACAUGUUAUUACUGUGUAUCUUUGUCUACAUUUAGUCUACUGUGGAACACAGUGCGAAAAUCAGGGAUUUCUUUAUUUAUUAUUUCAAUGCACUUGUUCCCAAUAUUGUCAGAACUAUUCUAUUUUUGGUCAUUGUUCAAGCGGGUCUGUCACAAUCUGUCCAACUGGGUUAGUGUGUGUGUGUUUGUAGCUACUUCAGACAGGAUACAGAGGUCUUGCCACAAGUAGUAGUCCUAGUGCAGAGUAUUGGUCAUAGGUGUCACACUUGUAGUAACACAUAGGAUACAUAUGCAUAUGGACUUGUGUCUCAAUGAGUAUUUGUUGUGUUUAACAAAAUAUUUUAAUAUUGAGUAACAUUUUUAAGUACUAUAUUGUAUUCUAAUGUUUUGGAUGUAAAGGGAACUGCCUGUUCUACCAAUGAAAUUAAAUUGGAAUUUAUUAUGUAUACAGAUUUUUCAUAUUGCUACUGAAUCUUGCACAUAAUACUAUUUGACAUAAUAACAUUUAGAAUUGUUGACAAACUGCUCCAGGUGUUAACAGCUUUGACUCUGCAAUAAUAUUGAAGGCAAUAACCAGCUGUAACACAGGGCCAGAAUGUGGCCCUCAUCCCCUGGAGCAUAUCCCUAGCAAUACAUAGAUCAAACUUUGAUGAAGCAAGUAUGGAAUAUAUCUUCUUAAGCAAUAAUUGUGUGAUAAAGUUUCAGGUAGCUAAAGGCAAGACAUAAAAAAAAUGUUUGAACUUGUACAUAAGCCAAGGUCACAAUAUGAAAUGUUUCAGUGAAACAAAUUUUAGAAAUGUGUUGUAGAUAGAUUGGUUGUAUGUAAAGUAAUAUUAUCAAGCAUCUGAAGUAACCACACACACUCACACUACCCUGCUUUUUACGUGUCCCUGCCCUAGGACCUGUAUUAUGGAGAUGGUCUAAGGGCAGGGCCAAGCCUAUAUAUAAAUAUUAUACAUACAUAUAUAUAAGCUGCAUAAUCGAGUGUAGCUUGAAAUGUUUCUAAAGUAAUAUUUAAAACCUCUCCAUGGACCAACAGUACAGGCCCAUGAUGCAGCUUACACGAUCAGUUCCACUCCCGCCAGCCCUCCCUCCCAUGGUCUAGUGCACACCUUGUUUGUACGUAUGUAUGCAUAUUUUGGUACAACAUACCGUAUUUUUGUAUAGUGGAGUGAAGUUUGGCACCUGUCUAUGUAGAUUAUGGUGGUUUUUUGUAUGCAAUAAAAGUCUUGACAAAGUA